Molecule: messenger RNA, 1247 nt
Organism: Musa acuminata AAA Group (dessert banana)
Lineage: Eukaryota; Viridiplantae; Streptophyta; Magnoliopsida; Zingiberales; Musaceae
Product: GATA transcription factor 20
Exons: 4
Coding region: 150-1052 (300 amino acids)
Biological process (GO): regulation of flower development
Cellular component (GO): nucleus
Molecular function (GO): DNA-binding transcription factor activity; protein binding
Source: RefSeq, a predicted model, not a curated record
UGUUUGUUUCUGCUCUCCCUCCUCCUCCUUCUUCUUCUUCUGCUUCGUCUUCCCAACUCUCUUCACUCUUUUUCCGCUGCUGCAACUAUAAAAAAGAAAAAAGGAAUCGCUGCUCCUGUUACAGAGAAAUAUAGCAUAAGUAGGAGGAGAUGUACGCUGAGGCUGGGCUUCACCUUCCGGUCUUCUCACAGGGCUUCUUCCAAGACCACCAUGGCCACUACUCCCACCUGCCAUUCUCCCAAGAGGACUUCCUCUCCCGCUUCCAUGUCUGCUUCCCGGAUGGUGCGCCGAGCAUGGGCAACAUGGCACAAGCUCCUACUGUAUCAGAAUAUGAUAUGGGAGGAGAAGGAGAUCUAUUCAAAGCUCCAGAACCCAUCUUAGAAGGGCCAGCAUUGGAUCCUAUGGCAGCUGCCAUGUCCAUUAUAACAGGUGGAGCUGAUAUCAUCGCAGAAACAAUUAAAGUUGCAGAUGUAGAGGCAAUACAAAAUGAUCAACUGAAUGACAUAUAUUAUGAGUGCAAGAAGGACCUCCUGGAGAAGUCAGAGAUUGCAGAUUCAGUUUCUGAACUCUUAGAUGUAAAGAUUCCUGCUGUCCAAAUGGAUGGAGUCCCAAUUUUGGAAAAACUAAGCUAUGCAGAAAGAGCAAUGCAGAAAAGUGUGAGUUCUGGGUGUUUAAAUUCAGUGGAGUGGGUCCCAAGUUGCACUAUGAGACCAGACUUGCUUAAUUUUCAGGAAUUGGAUUUUGAAGCUGCACUAGGACUGAGGAGAGCAUAUAGUGAGGCAGACAUUCAGAAUCUUGGCAAUAAAAACACAAGCACUGGAAAUGCAACGGCCAUAACUUCCUCUGUCAAGCAGCUCCCAAGCAUCAGUGAUCUUAAGACGGAACAGCGGAAGCAAAAGCUUUCCAGGUACAGGGAGAAGAAGAGUAAGAGAAACUUUGGAAGAAAGAUCAAGUAUGCUUGCAGGAAAGCUCUUGCAGAGAGUCAGCCCAGAGUACGGGGAAGGUUUGCAAAGACUGAAGAACCAAACAUGUCCAUCCAAAUCUUGAACUAGGCCAGAAGUUGAAGCUGGCAGAAGCUUAGAGAGCUCCUUCGUCUAAAGAGAAUCAUGAGAACACACGCCACCAAACAGACAUGAUCAUUAACAAUAUAUUGAUGUAAUAACCUCCUCUCUCAAAGAUAGAAAAGAAGCUGUAGUUCUGUGCAGUAGUUUGAAUAAGAGGAAAUCGUUGUCCUGCUUGCUUUCUUA